This is a messenger RNA of Asterias rubens (European starfish), 3227 nucleotides long. Its product is annotated as F-box/WD repeat-containing protein 7-like. Bases 197 to 2605 code for a protein of 802 amino acids. The record is from RefSeq and is a predicted model, not a curated record. Gene Ontology annotation, biological process: proteasome-mediated ubiquitin-dependent protein catabolic process; ubiquitin recycling. Lineage: Eukaryota; Metazoa; Echinodermata; Asteroidea; Forcipulatida; Asteriidae. Gene Ontology annotation, cellular component: cytoplasm; nucleus. Gene Ontology annotation, molecular function: ubiquitin binding. The transcript has 12 exons.
CCCCAUUAAAAAUGGCGACCUGCUUGUCUGAUGGACGGAGAAACGAGCUUUAACUUCUCAGUUGAUGAGGAUGUCUGAACCCAUUGUACAGUUCACUAGACCAUCCAUGUGUGAGCUUGUGUAACCACUUCACAGUGUAAACCCAUCAGGCAGUAUGUACAACAGUUCAGGAUUGACAUAACGUGUUGUGUGUAAGAUGUCUGGCCGAAGGGUGGACAUCAACUCGGCCAAAGUGGAUGAGUUGGCCACCUUAUUGGGCGUAGGGAAAGCCCGGGCUGAAGCCAUUGUGGAGAGGCGUCAGAGUAUUAAUGGAUUCAGCAGUGUACAAGAUCUGACAUCAGUCCCCGGGAUAGGCAACAGUGUCAUCGAUCAAAACAGCAAUGUGCUUUCUUGUGGCACGUACACCAGUCAUGCUUCGUCCACUACCCCUUCGCUACAUUCAAACAGGCAUGCUGCCGGGUCCAGCUCCUGCCCAACCAUUGGAUCCAAAGCGAGCUCCAGCAGCCUCAGGACAGGCACCAGCGGACCAAAGCACAGCAUGAGUGCUGGCCCUAGUGGAAUCAAACCCACUGCGAGAACCCCAACAACUUCUUUUAGUGCCAGUGCCAGGCGGUCAAAUGCUAGCCCGGUCAGGGCCAGAACUAGUGCCCGAAAGUCGAUCUUAAAUGCAGCUAAGGCAAGCUCUAUCGGAUCUCAGGGUAGACAUGGUAAAGCCAGCAGACGACAAGGAUGUUCUGCUGCUAUACUUCAUAAGUUUUCAACCCCACCAUAUAGUGGUAGGGCAACGAGGAGAAACAAAGUGUCGAUAGAUACUGAGGACUCAUGCUCCCCUGGUCCGGGAGUAUCGUUACGUGAUAGCAGUAGGGCAUCUAGUUCAUCAACUGCGUCAUCGUCGGCAACGUCAUCAAGUACCUUAAAUAAAUCUUGCAUCAAGCGGAAGCCAUCUGAGCCAGCGGAGGAAAGGACCCAGAAGGGGAGUUCACCCACCAAGAGACUCUGCAGACCUCAUGAUAGUCUCAAUCUUAGGCACUUAUCACCCACCUCUACAUCAAUCCUGCCGGGUAGCAAUAGCCCACUGAAAUUCAACUCGUCCCGAGUUGCCCAAUACCAACAAGACAACAUCGAGACACCCAGAAGACGUCUGUCCUCAAGGCUUCAAAUACCUCCCAACCUCAACGAAUGGCUCAAAACGUUCCAGCAGAACUGGAAUGUACCUGAGCAAAGACUGGCCCUGGAUGAGCUAAUCAACCAUUGUGAACCCACGCUGGUCAGACAUGUUAUGUCCAUCAUUGAACCACAGUUCCAGAGAGACUUCAUAUCGCUGUUACCUCGAGAGCUUGCUCUUUAUGUGCUGUCCUUCCUGGAGCCUCGUGAUCUCCUUCGCGCGGCCCAAACUUGCCACUACUGGAGAAUCCUCUGUGAGGAUAACCUCCUCUGGAAAGAGAAGUGCCGAGAGGCCGGUAUUGAUGAAGUCAAUGGUAAACAGACAAGGAGGCGUUCUAAUUCCGGCGUGCCGCGCAGCCCGUGGAAGAGUAUGUACCUCAGACAGCAUCAGAUUGAAUACAACUGGAGGUUUGCAGAUAUCAAACAACCAAAGGUAUUGAAGGGACAUGAUGAUCAUGUGAUCACUUGCUUACAAUUCAACGGUCAGCGCAUUGUCAGUGGUUCUGACGACAACACACUCAAGGUCUGGUCUGCAACGACUGGCAAGUGUCUUCGAACACUCGUAGGUCAUACAGGCGGUGUGUGGUCAUCCCAGAUGUCCAAUAACAUCAUCAUUAGUGGCUCAACAGACCGUACUCUCAAAGUGUGGAAUGCAGACACUGGUCAGUGUAUACACACGCUAUAUGGGCAUACAUCAACUGUCAGAUGUAUGCAUCUACAUGGAAGCAAGGUGGUUAGCGGCUCUCGAGAUGCCACACUAAGAGUAUGGGAUAUUGAAACCGGUCAAUGUCUGCACGUACUAAUGGGUCAUGUUGCAGCUGUACGUUGUGUUCAGUACGACGGUAGACGGGUAGUCAGUGGAGCCUACGAUUACACAGUGAAAGUAUGGAAUCCUGAUAAUGAGGAAUGUCUACAUACACUGCAGGGGCACACUAAUAGGGUGUACUCAUUACAGUUUGAUGGUGUUCAUAUCGUCAGUGGUUCUCUGGACACCUCUAUUAGGGUCUGGGAUGCGGAGACGGGGGAGUGUAAACACACCCUGAUGGGUCAUCAAUCAUUGACCAGCGGUAUGGAACUUAAAGAUAACAUCCUGGUAUCCGGUAAUGCUGACUCUACUGUCAAGAUCUGGGACAUCACUAGCGGACAGUGUCUGCAGACGCUACAAGGACCAAACAAGCACCAGAGUGCGGUAACCUGCCUUCAAUUUAGUAAAAAAUUUGUCAUCACCAGCUCAGACGACGGUACAGUCAAGCUGUGGGACUUGCAUACAGGGGAGUUCAUCCGCAAUCUUGUCACCCUGGAGAGUGGAGGAAGUGGUGGUGUUGUAUGGCGGGUUCGAGCUAACCAGACCAAACUAGUGUGUGCUGUGGGUAGCCGUAACGGCACGGAGGACACUAAACUGCUUGUGCUUGAUUUUGAUGUGGAUACACAGCGACUUUGACAGGACAUUCACUCCUAACUCUAGAACUUCUUUGAUAGACUGCAACUUAUUCCAAAAACUAUUAUAGAAAUUACUGAGCUUGCGUUUAGAGCAGAGUGGACGUGGUCAGGGUCAUGAACUCCUUGUUGCAGACAAAGUUGUAAUUUUGAACACGAAGGCCCUGUUUUAAAAUCCACCAAACUAUUGCAGUAGUUUUUCAUGCUGUGGCUGUUUUGACGGCAGUUGGAUGGUCAGCCUACAAAUGGUUGUACUUGCAAGUUUCUGUCAAAGCAAGCAAAUAUGCAAUAGUGAAAUGGAAAUUGCCAAAGAUCUCAGCAUUUUUAUUGGUUAUCUUCUUCUAAACUUAUUGAAUGGAUGAAACGGCAGCAUUAUUCUGAUGAGUGAGAGUCUCUCAAUGCAAUGGUGUGUGUUACAUAAAUGCUGCACUGUGUUCAUCAACGAUGGAGAUGUUUCUGCCUUGGAUUGUGUGAGACUACCCUGAGACUAGAGUGCUGCAUUUUGUCAAUCCUUACUACUGUUCAACGGGCACUACAUCCACUCCCUCCAUGCAUAGACCUUUUCGCAAAUACCGGGGCGCGCGCGUAAAGCUUGGAAUUAGGUGCAUUGUGGUCCAGCUGGUAUC